GGGGGUUUGCAUGUGAGUGACUCUGAGAUCCUGCUUGUGAUAAUAUCUUAAUGAUUUGCUUGCACAGAUUGUUUAAGCCUGAGGGAUUGUUUAUUUAAGGCAUUAGAAUCAGCUGGUCAUGGACGGUUUUCCUGCUGGCGGGGGCUGGGGGCCCCAUAGUACAGUAACAAGGCUGCAGAAGAAUAGCUGGGUUUCAUAUCUCAGAGCUGUUCACUUGUUUUUGAAUGUAUGUAAGAUUUUAUUUAAAAAGAAACACGUAAAUUGGAGUAUUUUCCUUGAAUCCUCUCAAAGAGAUACAAUGUGAUAUUUUAUCACUGUCACCCAGCCCUAAUGUAUAUUAGCUACAUAUUGUGAAGGAUAACUGCAAAAUAGCUUUAAUAGAACACUGCUUAAAAUCAUGCAUGGGAAAACCAACCCAAUGUCAGCUAGGCUGGGAAUGUAAUAAGAGGCCAAACCUAAAAGCUGCACAGAAAUUGAUUUGUUCUUGGUCUGUUUGUGUUGUUACUAAAUAUUUGUGUGAGAACAAGCUGAGCUGAAGUUGCACUGGCUGGUUCCUGAGCUUUGAACAAUAUCUAACUGAUACACGUGUUACAUUUCAGAGCAUAAAUACUGCGGCUGUUUGUCGUGUUACACUGUCUCGCCUUCAUUGGUGCUCUGGGUGUCUUUAUGUCUAAAAUAGCUUUAAUGAACGCACUGUUGCUCCAUGUGUGCAGUUUCUGUGUAGAAUGCAAGGAAUGCAAACGCUUCCCGCUGAUGUCAUGGGAAAUGCACGUUUCGUUGAAAACAAAACAGUAACUUUAUUUUGUGGUUUGCACGGGGACAUAGCAGUCCCUUUGUUUUCACAUAUUCCAUUUUGUGUGCUUAUAAGACACACAAAGCUGAGUGCAAAGCAUGGGGGUCAUUUGGGGUUGAGGGCCUUGCUGAAGGAGCCAACAGUGGUAUGGACACUAUGCAAACCAUAGGAUUUGAACUGGUGACUUUCUCACUGCAGAAGUCUUAGAUAGAAGGUAAAAGUGUGCCUGAUAGGUAUAUAUUUACAAUCUACAUAAAAACAUUUGACUUGCAAGAGGAGUUUUGCUGCACUGGUGUGAAAAUCUGGUCAUGCAGUAGCUCAGAAUGAGGAAAUGAUCAAAUGCUUACGUUCACUGCUCGGGGGGUUCAGAUCAUUGGCGAGGAGAGGAAGGUAAGCGCUGAAGAUCCAUGGCAGGCAGAAUGAGGGCAGUUUGUGGCUGGAAGAGUUUCGGAUGCACGUCAAAUGUAGCCCAGUUUCAUGGCACCAUGCGUCAUGUUCACAGUCACCGUAGAGAUGAUUUUGAGGAAUAUCUAAAGUAGAUUCUUAAACGGAAAGUCUUAUCGUGUCUGCUGGUGUGUGUCACUAACCCCCCCCCCCAGUUCAGAUUUUUUAUUUAUACUCCUUGCAACCUUCUGGGUUGUGGAGGUGUUCAUCGUACUCUUAUCUUUCCCAGAUCAUAAGCUGUGUUUAUACCUGAAUUGGUUGCUUAUUUUGAGAUAGGCCUGCCGGUGCUUUACGGUGGGACCUCAAACAAUUAGGCUGAUUCAUACAUUUUCUAGCGUUCAUUGAACGUUUAAAACCUUUUAACCUUUUACUCCUGUUAUCAUAUCAGACAGUCCUCCCAUUUCAAUGAUAUUUUAAUAUCGUGCAGUCAGUUAAGUAGAAUUGUAUUUUAUUCACUCCUCUAAGUAGAAGUGGCUUUAUGUUUGCAAUUAUAUUUGUUCCUGAACAAAUUGGGGUGGUAUGGUGGUGCAGUGGUUAGCACUGUUGCCUCACACCUCUGGGACCCGGUUUCGAAUCUCCGCCUGGGUCACAUGUGUGUGGAGUUUGCAUGUUCUCCCCAUGUCGUCGUGGGGUUUCCUCCAGGUACUCCGGUUUCCCCCCACAGUCCAAAAACAUGCUGAGGCUGAUUGGAGUUGCUAAAUUGCCCGUAGGAAUGCAUGUGAGAAUGAAUGGUGUGUGAGUGUGCCCUGCGAUGGGCUGGCCCCCCAUCCUGGGUUGUUCCCUGCCUCGUGUCCAUUGCUUCUGGGAUAGGCUCCGGACCCCCGUGACCCAGUAGGAUAAGCGGUUUGGAAGAUGGAUGGAUGGAUGGAUGGAUGGAUAUAUUUUAUAAAUGGCCAAUUAAUGAGUUGCAAAGGCAAUAAUCAGAGCUCUGGUCCCAGUCACAGCUGCUUGUCCCACUGACGAUGCCCAUUUUUGGGUAAUGAAGUGCCUCUAGACCAGGGCUCUCCAGGACCGGAGUUGUAGACCCCUGCUUUAGACGCUCCUCCUGGUUAUCUUAGCAUCUUGGGCUCAGCCUGCUCUCUUAGGUGAGAAAACUCUAUAGGAAGUGAAUAAGCCUGUAUUUCCUGUGCUGGAUUAUGGCCAAGAAUAACAGGAUGUGUAAUUUCGCAGGCAGUCUGAUCUAGUGCCUAAUAUAAGUGCUGUUGCAAAUCUGUCACACUCUUGUCUCUGCCCGUAAGUACAUUUCCAGAGCUUCUGUAAACAUGGGGCUUCAGUCCAGGCCAUUUUUGUGGUUUUUCUACAAACGCUGUGUGAUUGAAGUCAAAUGCACCCCAGACAUUCUGUACGGGAUUUGAUUAGACGUCGUCCUUCUGGCAAAAUCGUCAUCACUUAGUGACUUUCACUUAUGUGAUACAUAAGUGCUGCUCUCUCUCCCGUGAGGCUUCAGUUAGAUACUGGCACUGUGUCCCUGCAGUUUUUCAAGUACAGAUAAUCUGUCUCUGUUGUCACGUUAAACCCGGUUUGUUUUGCCUGGCUCUGGAUCAGCAGUAUUUUCGAUGACAGAUUUGAAGAGUCUUCUUCGGAAGCGUUUGGCUUGUCUGGAGUUUGGCUCGUGCCCACAGUAGCUCUCACGCACGCGCUGCACGCUGACCAAUCGCAGGCUGUGCAUCUGGUCUCCUGUGUGCACUGGGCCUUUGCACGAACACGGGGCUGGGCUGUGAACCUGAUGCCAGCUGAUGCGGAGGCCGGGUGUGUGAUGUGAUGAAUCGUUGUAUCGGUCGCUUGAAUCGGACCUCGGUUCCUUACGUGUGGCCCACCCUUACGUUGUGUGAAUGUCUGUGCGCUCCAGUGGUCCUCGGAUCCUCGGACGCCAGCGGCCCCAGUCUCCAGGGGGAGGAGCUUCUGGAAGUGGAGCUCCUGCUGAAGGUGCUAAAUGGCUUCCUGCUGGUGGUUACUGCUGGUGGGAUGAUCUUCUACGUCUCUCCUGGCAUAAAGGACUACCUCGGCUUCCAUCAGUCUGACGUCAUCCACCAGAGUGCCUACGAGCUCAUCCACACAGAGGACCGCUUCGAGUUCCGGAAGCAGCUCCACUGGGCGUUCAAGCCGCCCCCCAGCCCUGAAGGCAGCCCAGAGGACUCCUCGGGCAUCAGCCCAGGGUUACCGUUAACCGGCUGCAAUCCCGAAAACCUUCCUCCUGAGAACUCCGCCUUCCUCAAGAGGAAUUUCGUGUGCAGGUUGAGAUCUUUUCUGGACAACUCAUCUGGAUUUCUGGCCAUGAAUGUUCAAGGUCACCUAAAGUUCCUGCACGGGCAGAAGCGGAGAUCCCCGGAUGGCUCCUUUGUGCCGCCUCAGCUGGCCCUCUUUGCCUUGGUCACGCCCCUCCAGCCACCCUCCAUUGUGGAGAUCCGCACGAGGAACUUCCUCUUCAGGACCAAACACAAGCUGGACUUCACCCCCACGGCCUGUGAUGCCAGAGGGAAGGUUGUUCUGGGCUACACAGAGGCCGAGCUUUGUGACCGAGGGACAGGUUACCAGUUCAUCCACGCGGCAGACAUGCUGUACUGCGCCGAGAAUCACAUUCGCAUGAUGAAGACCGGAGACAGCGGGAUGACCGUCUUCAGGCUGCUCAACAAACAGAGCCGAUGGUUGUGGAUCCAGGCCAAUGCCCAGCUGAUCUACAAGAACGGCAAACCCGACUACAUCAUCGCUUCUCAGAAGGUCCUCACGGAUGAAGAGGGGGAGGACAACCUUAGAAAACGCAAUCUCAGGCUGCCUUUUCACUUUGCCACAGGAGAGGCGCUCCUGUAUGACACCGGCUCCCAUAAGUCCCUCAGUGAUGCUGCCCUGGGAGGUGGAGUCUCCUCAGGGGAGGGGUCACUGGACCCCAACUCCCUCCUGGGUGCCAUGCUGAAGCAGGAUCACUCCAUCUAUGUCUGCGUUCCAGGGCAAGACCAGGGCUCCCUCCCCAACACCGCUGGGGAUGUGGGCUCCGUAUUUCACAGUGACUGGAACCACAACCAUUUGAUAAUUCCGGAAAGUAUCGUCGCGGAGCUGGAUAGCCGAUCAGAAGAAGAUAAAAACGCCGACCUGUGGACUUUGAUGAGCAGCCUGGGCAUGUGCAGCGAGGACCUCGGGCUCUUCCAGCGCGAUGAGGCCUUAUUCAAGAAGGACACGACUGGAAACGGCGAUGUAGCCGAUGUAGCCGAUGAGAUUCUGGCGUACGUAGGGGAAUCCCUCACGAUCCAGUCCGGCUGUGUGCUCGCCGGCGAUUCUGGGACGGCAGCCCGAAUAACACAGUGCCAGAAAGCUCACAGUCCUCCGUGCCAGAGCCGCCACCAACAGGCCCCGGAUCCGCAGCGGUGUUCACCAGCACCCGCCUGGCCGGACGCGUCCCUGGAUGCAUGGACACAAGGAAGGGCGGCGGAGCAGCAGAACUCGUGUAAACAUCCGCGACUGUUACCGCCUCGGGAUGAUCUCCUGGCCGACUGUCCAAAUCUGCAGCAGCUACAUCACAGGUUGACCCACAUGCAGGUCAGCGGGGACCUGCCCUCUUCUGUUGCCAUGGACGCUAUGAACGGACAUCCUUCCUCAUUCAAGUUGGAUCAUCCCGACCUGCAGAUGCUGUCCCCUCCAUUAUAUGAAUGCUUCAUUGGGGAGGGGGCACCCCCAGGGCUCCACGGCUGGGAUGGGCUGGGCUCGGACCCCGAUGGCCACCUUCAGGGCCUAAUUUCAGCCCGGCUUCCCAAAUCCCCUGUGGUUCCGGAGGACCACUUCCCUGCACUAGACCUGGAGGAGCUGUUGGGAAUCCCAGAGCUUGGAGGUGUUGGGGGCAAAGCCGGCGUCACUGACGACGACCCACCCGUGUCUCAGUGUGUGUCUGUGGCUGACCUGCCUGGCUUGGAGGAGAGAGCCGUGCCCCCAUGGGCCCACUCACAGGCCCACUCACAGGCCCACUCACAGAGUGGCAACGGUGACAUGGACGUGUUUUACCAGGACUCCUGCAUGCUGUCCUCCUUCCAACAGCAGGGGGAGCCACUGCAGCAGCUUCCCUGCAUGAGCGCCCUGUACCCUGACCUCUUCCUGGGGGCCUUUGCAAGGUCCUCACGCCCAUGGCUCGGCUGAGUGUCCGCCGGUGGGGAUUCCGGAAUGGGGGGGGGGACUUCUUAGCAGUGGUCUCAAGGGACAACAAUGCACAAUGUCGGAGAUGGGAGGCUGGGGUAUAAAUGUUCCCCUCGAUGUGAUGAAAACCUGUUAUUUUGACGUUACGGGGAACAUUUUCAGGUCCCCACAAACACCUGUGAAUGCAAUCGAAAAACUAAAAAUGGCAAAAGUCUUUUGUUUGGUUACUUAUGGUUAAGGUCGUCAUGUUGGGAUUAGAAUAUUUCCCAUAGACAUGAAUGGAGAGUCCCCACAAAGAUAUAAUUGCAAACCUCUGUGUGUGUGUGUGUGUGGAUUAGGUUUUUAUUACAUUGUGGGGACCAAUUGUCCCCCACCGUGUGAUAAAAACGUGUUAUUUUGAUGUUGUUGGGACCAUUUUUCAACAAAGCAAAACCAACAGUAUGUUAAAUUUCGGUGAAGAAAAACAAACUUUUGUAGUAAUUUCUAUAAAAAUGUUUGUUAUACAGGUUUCAAUUUUAAGGUUUUUUUUUAAAAAAGAUUUUUAUACUUGUUACAACCAUUUGUAUGGAGUAUUACCUGAAGUUGUACAGUUUGGGGGGAGGUGGGGGUCAUGGAGCUGCAGUGUUUCACGGGGGGGCUGCAAGUGGGCAGUAUUGUUCACAUCGGGUUAGAUCAACCCACAAAGGUUAGGACGUGGAAUACGCACAUUUUGUAAGGAAAUACGCAGAACAUUAAAUGAUAGUGAGCCUACGCUGAUUCAGAUGAACGAGGUGGCUGGGCAGGUCCAUGAGAAUAAAUGCCAGAAUUUACAGGGAUGGUUUGCUGUCGGCCUCCAUGUUUACGCACGUUUCUCCUGCCGUAGGAUUUAUUCAGGAAGAACGUGUACCACUCACAGGAGACUAUGCGUGAAAUUUGCGCAAUUAACAGUUUGGUUUACUUUAUAAAACAUUUUUCUGGCAUUUAGUAAUAUAUUUUGCAAUGUCCAAUAAGUGUUUCAUGUUUGUCGUUAAUUUAAAAGUAAAUUUGUUAAGGAGUCCAACUGGUACAUGUUGUAUGUGAUAUUAUUUUCCUCUUCGUCUUUGGGUCGGCCAUUACCUUUGAUACUUUAAGCUCAGCUGAUUUUCGUUUAUACCGACUCAUUGAGACAGACACUGUGCUCAGUUUGCUUAAACUACGUAAUAAAAUAAAGCACAUUUAAAAACACCCCAUUAAUAAUAAUUAGGUUCAGGUUUGGGUAAAUCGUUCUGUAUAGUCAUCUGCUUACAUGCCUGAUCCGUACACUCGGCAGUUCCUGUUUUUACUAAGCAAAGUGCAGACUCGCAGCUGCCCCCUAAUGGCUGUGAAGUGAAACACAUCAUUUUUUCUGCUCGGCCCUGACUUUCCUUAUCCUGCAUAUCCAGCCCAUUAAAAAGAUACCUAUAACCCA
Brienomyrus brachyistius is the source of this 6782-nucleotide messenger RNA. RefSeq names its product aryl hydrocarbon receptor 1a (gene ahr1a). The coding region runs from base 2999 to 5359 and encodes 786 amino acids. Gene Ontology annotation, biological process: regulation of transcription by RNA polymerase II. Gene Ontology annotation, molecular function: nuclear receptor activity; protein dimerization activity; transcription cis-regulatory region binding. Lineage: Eukaryota; Metazoa; Chordata; Actinopteri; Osteoglossiformes; Mormyridae. The record is from RefSeq and is a predicted model, not a curated record. Gene Ontology annotation, cellular component: transcription regulator complex; aryl hydrocarbon receptor complex; cytoplasm. The transcript has 10 exons.